Messenger RNA from Trichoderma citrinoviride, 2394 nucleotides. RefSeq lists its product as hypothetical. The record is from RefSeq and is a predicted model, not a curated record. Gene Ontology annotation, cellular component: phagophore assembly site. The transcript is spliced from 8 exons. Gene Ontology annotation, biological process: autophagosome assembly. The coding region runs from base 1 to 2394 and encodes 797 amino acids. NCBI's taxonomy places the organism in Eukaryota, Fungi, Ascomycota, Sordariomycetes, Hypocreales, Hypocreaceae.
AUGGCAGAGCCUCAGUACACAGUCUUCAUCAGGGUUCCCAUCCCUCGCCGGGGAUUCGUCGAUCCACCUCCCGUCAGUUGGGAUGCCGCCAAAGACGAAGCUCUUUGGAAGAUUCUCUCCGGCCACAAGGAGAUAGACUGGAACCUAGUCGCCGACCGGUUCGAGGUCCCCGUCGACUUCCUGGUACAGCAGGUGGCCUACCUGAACGAACGACACCAGUCUCACUUCCUCGCCCAAGUUCGAAAAGCCACGGCCGCAGCUAAAGGCUCGGCCACGCAGUCGCCCGUUCCUGGAGCCGACGCAGGACAUCUGAGGACGCCGUCGGCCUUGUCGAUCCGCCGCGAUGUGUCCACGCUGCGAAACGAGAGCGGCGCCCCUGGCCCUGCCAUCAACUCGCCGAUUCGCCCGGCUAUGUCUCGCAAUACCUCGGCCACCACGACAGUUAUGAGGGAUGGCGGCGGCGCUUCCCCGAGGAUAGGCACUCGUCCCAGCCUGCGAGCGCUUGAUCAGGCUGCGCGGACGCGGCUGUCAUCGCUGCCCAUUCCGUCGCCGUCUCCCAAGUCUCCCGAACUACCCGUUGCCGAAACCAACAGAGCGAACUCACCCGGCCCAGCCGAGUCGAGCUCAUCUUCCUCAUCCGACGACGAAUCAUUAGCGGUCCAGUCCCGCAUCAUCCGCCGACCACCACGAUAUCAGCCGCCGCAGGACUCUUAUGCUGGCUACCCCGGCGACGAGGAUGACGAAUCGGAGCCUGCGUUUAGACCGUAUAACGCACCGUCUGCUGGGCCUUCGUCGCCGGACCUGUCGUCCACACUGAAGCUGAGGAGCGGAGAUGGCCGCAGCGGGGCGAGGCGCAAUCCAAGGCCAUUCGCGAAAGAGUCUCACCACUCACAGACCUCCGACUCAUCAGCGAGCUCCCCUGCCAUGCCGCUGCGGCCGGUCAAGGCACGAGAGAGCAACAACGCAGACCCGUCGUCCCCUUCUCGUCGCGCAACAGACACUCGAAGCUCGCGGGACAAUAGUGAGGGCACGCCUAGCAUCAGCAGUAGCUUUAGUGACUUGGAUGGUAUGCCCUUGUAUCUGACCAUCUUUGCAAGACUUAGGCACGGAGAAGCUGCAGUCAUGUUUCGUCGUCUGUGGUCCGGCCUCCCAGAGGACGUUACUUUCCCCUCUGAUCUCAAGGGCCUUGGAUACUUUAUCAACGAUGAGGAUGAGAUUCGCUCUAUUGAGGACCCGGAUAAUUACUUCAAGUUCUUCAUUAAUCGCAACCCGCGAAUUUGCGCUCGCCAGCGCUUUGCGUUCAACCAUGCCAUGGAAUCCAUCGUCCACGAACGUCUGGAAAAAGAAGGCAUGCAGAAAAUCUGUCUCCCCCAAGGAGCACCCGCCACAGAGCCACACAUACCCAUCUUCAUCACCCCAAACCUCGAGACGAAAACCCGCAUCGUCGUCAUCUUCGGCGAACCUACGCAGGAGCUCGGUCUCGUGGCCGGCCGCGUGGCAAACGGACCCGGAGGCAUCAAUGAAGGGAGCAUGGUCUCGGUGGUUCGCGCCCUCGCAUCGCAGCGCUCCUCUCCCGACGACGCCUCUCCGCCGGGUAUCGUCCUGGCGAACACGGGCCAGACGUACUGGUGGCCUGAGGGAAAGAGGGCCAUUACCGUUUCCGCGAGCGCGGCUUUGCCGCUGCCUAGCUUGUUGCAUAGAGGGAUUCGGGAAGUGCCGUCUCUGAAUAGGAUCCCUGGCCAUGAGAAUCCGACGGAGCAUGUCAGGUCUAUUUUUGACAAGGUGCUUGGUUCUAUGGCAGGCGAUCAGGUAGUGGUGGAUGUCGUGGCUGUUGGAGAGGCGUGCGAGAUUGUGGAAAAGUUUCUGGAUGGCAAAGAAGCCUGGGAUGCUUGGGGAAAGAGACUCGGUUCUCUGAUCCUGCUGGGCCCGGUGUUUGAGGCAGAUGGGUUGAUGAACGGAGAGUUCAAGGAUUUUUUGGCCAAGAGAGCUCGUGGCUAUCUCCUCUGCUCUGAGCCCCCCGGAGUCCCUCUGGCCCCCCCUGAAGGCAACCCGGAGCUCAGUAUCCUCCCCAUGGGCUUUCCAUGCGUCUCUUCCUCCGAGCCGUCCUACGUCGAAAUGAUUCUCAUCCAGGCACGAUCUCACAUCCUCUCGCAUCUCCAGUAUGUUGCUCUGAACCCAGAUUACCAGAAUCACGUCAUUACGGCGGCUGAUUGCCUGCGCCCUGCUCUGACUGAACAGGACUGGAACGAGUUACCCGAGCACGACAAGCCAGUGAUUACCAAGGCUGAUCCGGCCGAGUUGAAGAAAGAGUUGAAGCAAGCGAGGCGCUGGAAGAAGUUUGCAGAGACAGGAGUGGCUCCGGACACAGACUCGGAGUCGGACUCAGACAUCUAA